Molecule: messenger RNA, 10380 nt
Organism: Amoebophrya sp. A120
Lineage: Eukaryota; Dinophyceae; Syndiniales; Amoebophryaceae
Source: the annotation of a GenBank genome assembly
AUGUCCUUGUCGGGCGGCCGCGACAGAGGUCAUGUUGACUCGGAAGGCGACCCGCCCCGGGCCGGAGUGGCUGGAGAGGAAGCGGGAGCGUGGCUGGACCGAAAUCUCGCGCAAUUACUACAGACCAGCGCGGAAGUGUUGCGCAAGUGGCAAGUAGUUGCGGGCACCGGCGUCGCCGAGACCAUUCUGGGUUUGUUUUUCCUGCUCAUAAUUUUUUGUGUACCGACUACUUCUGGUGCCAGCGACUCGUGUUGGGAACUCGAUCUCUUUUGUGGUGUGUUGCGACUUUUGGCCGCGGUCUGUUUGCUGCACGCGGGGGCUGCGAAAACGAAGACAACCCUACGACUCUACUUCUACCUCUUCCUGCUGGUGAACGCGUUUUUGCUGCUUCUCCACCAAGUGCCGCAGUGGUUCUUGAACCUUAGCUGCGAGUGCCGGUACCCUGCGGACGACCUGGACGGGUUUGACAAGUGUGAACUUCUCCGAGUUUUCGACGGAUCGCUGCAAAACCCGUACCCGAGCGAAGACCGGCAGCCUGGAGAAUUCCUGGCGCCUCCAGCGGGGGUCGAAUUCUUCGACGCGGGACGAGCAGCGGAUGGGCGCCGUACGCAGGGUUCCCGCUACCGCCAGCCGCCUUUGCGUCCACGCCGCUAUGGAAGUAUGAGGGACCUCCUCCGGGAUCUUGGUCUUGUUGCAAAAGAGCCCGCGUCGUCCACCAGCAGAAAACCGCCAGAAAGUGAACAAACAAGAACCUCCGUAAGAACCCAGCGGGUUAUUCAACAAGAAACAACGAGCACCCGUCGUGGCAACGCUCCUGCUGGGACACCAGAGGACCAGCACUCGAGGACGGUGGAAGCAGCAGGAGCGCCGGAGAUAAUCCUCGCAUCCGCUACCCAUUCCACCGAUAAUGAGAAAAAUUUCAAGACGGCACCACGGGCAGCAGGGACGAGUCCACUGCCAGAUUUCCCGCGGACGUUUUUGCUUUCAUUGCAGCCAGGUGGGGGUUUCCAAAUGGAUCACGUUGACGAGGAUCCUUUUUCGCCCAUUCCCGCAGACGAACAAGAGCAGAGUGGCGCGUCACCCUUACCACAUGCACAUUCCCAGUCGCGCAUAAUAGGCGCAAGCCCUCCACCGGCCGUUGACGACAGUCGGUUGGGACUCCUGGGUCGGCUGCUGAGCAGUCUUCUAGCGCCGGGCGCCUUAUUAUCGAGCCUCUCGUCGCCUGACGAAGUCGUGCACUUGGACGCUCCUCGACAGAUCAUGAGAAAGCGAACCAAUAGCCAGGAUACCUCCAGACGAGCAGGCAGUCGGGAAGCAGAGCAGCAAUCCCCAGCUGAUAACGGAAACGGAGGCGAUGUCGACAACAAUAUGAAUACUCCAGCACCAGGCACAGGGAGAGAUCGCAGUGGUGGAAAGUAUGUCGGGAUUACCCCAGAGCGCAACACGAAUUUUCGCGAGGACCAAAACGCGGCAGUACAGGCGCAACCAACGAUAGAGCAACCGUCUACGCAUGCGGAGGCAGAGCCAAACGAGGAUGAGACUGCCCGAUUGGAAGAUUCUGCUGUUCGAGAGGGAGUGCCGGUUCUCAGUCCAGGGCGGGGAGAACAAGUAGAUUCAUUCGACUCAACUUCCUCACUUCCAACUGACAGCAGCACCGUCGCCCCACCUCCACCCAUAACGUCGCCUGCGGGAGGGUCGGAUCCAAACGCUCCACUAAAUUCCGGAACAGUUAUUUCUGCCGCGCCGCCGGCGCCACUAGGCACAGGCUCGGCGCCCGCCGAAUCCCUCCCGUCCGAGGUUCCGCCUGCCGCGUCUGCGGACACAACCGGCGCAAAUGAGCAGCAGCAGCAACAAGAAGAUCAACACGACGCUGAACUGAACGCUGGCACUGCAGCAGGUGCUCUCAUCUCGCCCGCAGGAGUGCUGGGAGAUGAACAGCUGCAAAACGGACCGGAAGCCGGGAACAAGCAGACGGCCGGAGGUUCUCCACCUGUCGUGGCUCCUGCUGCUGGUGAGGUCGAACAGGUGCAGGACCAGCAAGAGCAAUCUCCUUUGCCAAUAAACCAAGCUGACGCGGCAUCGGGAACAGCACCAGAGCCAACUGGUGGAUCCCCGGACGGUGCUCCAGAUGUUGCGCCAGCUGCAGAGGCCCCCGGUGCUGCUCCUGCAUUCGAGGAGCAGGAGCAGCAGCCUGUCGAGGUGGUGGGCGUGCGUGUGCCGCACACAGACAUUCAGUUUCCCGUGCCGCCGGCAGUGGUCAAUCCGGCAGCGUCCGCGUUUCUGGAGACCGCCGAUACGAGCGCGGGCCUCAGAGAAGCUCUCGCGAGGCUGGGACUUCUGGAUGCAGGCAUGGUGCAGAAAAUCCUAGACGUUGUCUCUUCGUCAUCGUGGUCUCCCGGACCCGGUGCAGCAGCAGGGACCUUCACGGCGACCAUGCCGUCGUCUGGAGACCCAAAUGUGCGCGUCAUCGAUCUAUCUCCAUCACCAGCUGCGGAAUUUCUACCAGCGCCACCAGAGCGGAGAAGUGCUGUCCACCUUGUCCGCAAGAGCAGAGUGACAAAUGAUAAUGGAAACGGUCGUGACCCGAAAAUAACAAUAUCUCACACAAGCACGAAGACAUUCUCAAACCAGGGGGGGGCCUCUCCGUCGUGGUCCUCGUCGGCGCAGCCAGGUGCAACAACGACAAACGCAGUCGAGGAGCAGAUACUCGCGCAAGGGGAAGACCUAGAGACAGCUGAGCGUCGUGCUUCAGAACGACCUCGCGCUGGCCACGAUGAAAGGAGCAUCGAAGAAGUGGGGGUGGCAGGUAGCAGGAAAAUAAACCCAUCGACGAAGAAGCGAGUAGACACUACUGAUCACGAGGCUUUACCGAUGGAUCAGCAGACCGUCAGACAGCCUAUCAAACAGGCGGCGGAAAUCAGCCCCACGAUCAACAUUCGCGUCGUCACCCCGGCCCCAGCUGCUACGCCAGCACCAGCUAGCAUCAGCCCGGCCACGGUUUUGGUGCCGGCUCAGCAGCAAGUCCAGCAACCGAGCUCUGCUGCGGCAGCUGUACUCAUGCCAGGGUCCUCGUCCGCGCCGUUCGCACCUGGAAUGGGCAGUGCGUAUUUGCAGCCAGUUCAGCUGUUUGAUCCUGGUGCCGCGGCGAUGCUCGGACAUUCCACACCUGUAAGAACAGUCGCAAUUAGUUCGACCACGGUACCCCCAGUGAUUUUCUCGCCUGUGGCGACGACGGGAGAAGACGCAGCCUCAAACACUGUCGGAACUACGGGUAAUAGAGCGGGUCUUACGGUUGCGCCAGCGAAGAUUGUGGCCGGCAUAGCCGUACCGUCUAUUACCGCCUCGCCCCCGGACAUGCGGACAGGAGACAAUCAAAACGCGCCAGGUCUGAACGCUUUGAAAAAUGAAAUCGGUGACCUGGUGCGAGCGGUGGAGCACCAAACUGCAAAGGUGGAGGCUUCGCUGCAGAAAACUCAACAAUUAAGCACGGAACAAAAGGCGUCAUUGGUCAAAAUGGAGGGAGAAGCCGUGAAGCCAAUAAUUGUUCCUGUUCCGCAACAGCCCCAAGUCCAACCAGCGGAAAAAACCGAGACCGCAAUUUUCAACCAGGAGCAGAAGGUAAGCGGAGUCUUGUCUUUCUCUAGGAGUGAAGCUGAAGGUCUACAAACAUGACAAAUACAUAAAAAAUAAAUGAUUUAAUUUCUUGCAUUUUUCUCUGAUGCUGAGUGAUGGUUCUUUAUUCGUUCGUAGAGUAAGCGUUUUUCCUUGAUCCUCGUUUUUGGAAAAUUAUGAGAACCCUACACCAGAUGCAACCAACAUCGUCACCUGCGGCGCAGCUGCCGUCACCUGAUCAAACACAAGCGGACGCAUCACCCCUGCCCCCUGUUGUGGAUCCGAAUGAAGAUCCCCUGUUGCAGCUGGCGAGAAAAGCAGAGCAGGAGAGACAGGCGCAAGCAGCACAAGUUGUAGGAGGAGGUGGGGUCGCCCAGAUGACAAGCACUGCUGCAUCCCGUCAGGAAAUCAACGAAGGUGUGCCUCGCGAUCAUGAUCGGGUUCGUGGUUUCAAAGAAGAAGUAGAGGGCGCGUCUCAGCACGCAACCGACCGCGUUUUUCGGAUUACGAGCACGUGCGGAAUCCAACUAGUGAAGACGGCGAAUCCUAUUAAAAAUCUGAAUCAGGUGCAGCAACUGACGUUUCAGGAGCGCGUCGGUGGGCACUUGUGGCUCGCGCCGGAGCGGCCAGAGCCGUCCGACAUCAAUACCGGGAUGACAGAACUUCAAGAGCGUCAGUUCUACCACUUCCGCGACGCCGCUUCCAGCAAGCCACGAGCCCCGGGUGAAGCCAGAGAAUUCUGGGUCACGCUCGUUUCUUCUAGCACCACGCCUGACUCGGACUCGUCUUCCGCGAACACCGAAGCUAGUGCGAAAGUAGAUGGCGCCACCAGCACAAUGCCAGUAAAAGGACUCCAGAUGGGUGAAGUAGAAGUGCAUGACUCGUGGUUUCCACAUUACGGCUGGCAGCGGGUGAGAUGCACUUUGGACCGCGACCCGGAUCGCACGAUUGGCUGGCUCUUCACGGAACUGCAGAAGAAGGACCGCCAGGAGCCCCCCUUUUACGCGCUCAGUGUAGCCCCCGUUUCGGCUGGGAGCGGUGAAGUAGAAGCAGCUCAGGAUGAUUCCACUCAAGCACGAGCUGAGGGCGCGAGAACUCCCACCAGAACCGCACCCGUGUCCGUCUCGGGCGGCGGAGGUGGUGGUCCGAGCGAGGCCUCUCUAUCUUCUACCACGGGCAGCCGCGCGCCCGCGGCCGCUCCCUACAAUCCGUAUGGAGCGGUAUCGUUCGACAAAGCGGCGCCCACUUCUUUUCUGCAGGUCGGCCAAGAUGUAGAUGUAGAAGUUGACGGGCAAGAUGAUGAACAGCAAAGUAGAAGUACAAGACUUGAUGAUGACAACGAAAAUAAACCGCAACACGAAAAGACCGUGACGGAGCACGAUUUGGAAAAAGAGCUCGACGAGAACAAAAGCCUGGAAACCACCCACCCCAUCUCUGCUGAACACCGUCACGCGAGUUUUUUUCGAGAUCUACGCAGGAUUUUGAAGAGCGAAACUUUGCUUUCGGGGAACGCGGCAGAACAGGUGGCGCAGCGUCUCGAGCAGGACGAACACUUUCAGCCGAGCGCCUAUUUGCUCGAUCCCACAGUGGUUCGGAAAGUCGUUUCGUCAAUCUUGGCGCACGACGCUGCUCUACACUACGAGGAGGACGCCUUGUUUCAACCCGCGCACCACCAGAAGUUUCAAAACGAGCUGAGGGCACCGAUGGCGACGGCAUCUUCAUCGUCGCUUGGCGAGGUUGCUGGUUCGCAGCUGCUGUUGUCCUCGGCGGCCGGAGCCGGUGCACUUCAAGAACAGGCAGCAUUGGAAAAGAGUGAAGGUUUCCCGGGCCUGUUCGCUCCAGACGGAGCGUUGCAGAUGAUGAAAGUCACAACGACAUCAAAGACUGAGCGUGUUGCGCCGCCGCCAUCUGCAGCACUCGGCGACGGCGCGACUCGGAUCUCGCUUCCGGUGAUGCCCGUGAACCAGAUGAAUACUCCUGACAUCGCGGAAGCAUUGAAGACACGCCCGGCGGAUUGCCGCUGCAAGUCACCCUGCUUCGCCUUCCCGCGGUCGUCUGUUCGUGGUUCCUUGCGCGGUACAAGCCGUCGUGGGACUUUUGUGGGGCGUCUGCAACACGUUAUCUCGGAUCUCGUGCAGAAAUACGUUUUUGCUCCCGCGUCGAACAGCAGUGCAACUACUACACGAGAGAAAGCCACGUGGGAAGAUGUGAUGCAGGUGUCCGGGCUUGCGAAGGCACGGUCGGGGGCGCACGUGAACAAGUUUUUCGAUGAUCUUCAGACGGACGCCGCGGAGGUGGAGGUGGAGGGGGAGGCGCGCGAUCGGAAACGGGGUUCCGCAAACUCCGACUUUCUGAACGCGCUGCUCUCGGGAACAGCUGUCAACUCGUUAGCCACGUCGUCGAUCACGUCGACGCUCCUUGCUCCGGUGGAGCAGGACGAGCUCCGCCCGUCCCUUUCUCGUCCUGACUUAGCGCCUGGCUCGAGUGCAGCAAACCCGUCGAUGGAGACGUCGUCUACCUCAACGUUGAUAGUUCCAGCUCCUCCUCCAGGAGGCUCACCGCUACUUCCAGCAGAUCAAAGCGCCAACAGCGUCGAAGGAGGAACUGGAACUGGUCGUGGACCACCUGGUGGUCCUGCUGUUGUCUUCUCAGCGGCCGGGCUUCUCGAAGUCGGGGAUGUUGAAAAGGAGCCUGUUCCUCGUCCCGAUGCACCUUCGUCUUCUACCAUGGAAGAAAGUUAUGGUGGUGGGUCCUUAGGAGACGAGGUCUCCUCGUCGUCGUCCUCAAGGACAACAAUUAUAUCCGAAAAUACGAACGCAGCCGCCGGUAGUACGUGGUCCGCGAGUCGCGGGACGGCGACCGAGCGCGACGGGGGGGCGCAGGAAAUUCAAAAAGGUACUAACCGUCAAGCUGCUAUAUCGGAAGUUCCUGUUAAAGACCACCUCCGGUGGUGUGAGGUUGAAGAGGAUACCGUUGCUGGCUGUGCGGCGCUGGGCUUCACUGUUGUUCAGGGUGCAGAGGACAACAAGUUCUAUUCCAGAGAUGUCUGCUCUCGAGCAGACGAAUUCAAUUGCCGCUGCAGUGGGCUUUUUCUCACAAACCAACCCGCUUCCGCGCAGUGUGUGCCGCCGUUCGGUCUGGCUAGCGCGCAGCGGCCCACCACCGCCGAAUUCGUGCACAGUGUCGAAAAGGACCGCAAACAAGAUCUGGCAGAGGCCGGACGAAAAUCGAAAGGGGUCAGUUCUGCGUCGGCAACCCCGACGUACAAAAUCCUCACCUCCUCUGGACAUAAAGGUCCUCGCUUCGAGACGGACGACAAGUUCACGGAGUCUCCUGCUUUACCGUCCGAGCACUAUGAUCAGGGUGCAACUACCUCGCGGCAGCUGAGAGCCUUUUCAGCACCGCCUGGGCAGUUGAUCCAGGCAGUGGGACGAACUUCUGGUGGAGGACACCUUGUAGCAGGAACACCAGGACCUGCUGUUCCUGUUCCAGCAGCUGUCGUAGUCAUUCACCGAAAAGAACAAAAGGAUCCUUCGAUGUUGCGAAGUACCUCCCAACCCCCCGCUCCAGAAGUAGAAGUUGCCGCCCACGAACAGCACCAAAAGCAGUAUCCUGAGCAGCCGCAGGCACAGCAGAGCGGUUCCGUCACGAGAACAACGGGCGGCUCCCCAGAGGGUGUGCUGAAGAUCACCAUUCUGAAGAACGCGCCGCAUUCAAUCACCGACUCCCUCGUCGCCGGACAGAGCGGCGAGGACCUGGUGCGUGCGCUCGAGCGGCAUUUCGGAGUUGGAAGUCAGGCGCUCAAAAGCUCAGCCGCGUUCUCUUUUCUCGAAGAGAUGGAAACUUUGCCUGCCGGGUCGGCAGAGAAGGACGGAAUCAGCGAAGGUAGAAGUAGCUCCUCGAGCGUCAACAUCAUCACGCCAGCACAAGAGGUGGAGCCACUAUGGUGUCACGUAAAUCCCGAGAAUUCGUGUCCGGACGCCGGUUUGGGGCCCUUGACAACAUCUGCGUUUGCUUGCGUCGUUGAUAACUACGUACCCUGGGAACCAGGAGCCGCUACUCGGCGUUGCGAAAAGUUUUUGCUCGUAGGCCGCGGGAUUCUUGUCGGAUUCUGCCUCACAAGCCUCUUGGCCUUUCUCUCGAGCUGCCUUCUUCUGCUGAGAACCGCACAACCGACAGAUGAACUCGGGCGCCACGGGAGCAACACUGGAAACACGAGCGAUGUUGACCGCCUCCCCGACGAGGACAGUCACGACGAUCGAGGACGUUUUCAUCUCGGCUCCAGCAACACAGGGCGGUCCAAGUACGAAAAAAAUACGGGAGACAACGUGCCUCUUUUCGAUUCCGUCGGCCUGGUCGCAGAAGGGCUAGCAGCAUCGGAGCAAGACCGAGACCACCAGCACCAGCAAGCCACUUCCAAGGGAACAAAGCAAACAACGGAAGGCAAGCCGGAAAGAAAAAGAGGCACAAAUGAUAAAGCCCCGCCGGCGACAAAAAAUAGAUCUUCGGCUCGGGGGGCCGGCCGUCAGGAGCAAGAAACUUACAGCAGUUCAUCGUCAUCUAGUUCGUCAUCAUCGUCGUCCGGCGAGGAGAGGUACGGCGAGCAGAUGAGGGAAAACAGGGGGAGGGGGACGCAGGUACUUACUGAGAAUAAUUCCGUUCUCGCUGCUCUUACUGUUGUUUGAAUAAUGUGGCCGCGCGACCGCGUUGAGCUCGAGACGCAUGCUAAUGCUUUCCCUUCACACUGAUUUGUGUGCUGCAGAAAGCGAGUGGCGCAGAGAUGCUGUAUUACUUCAUGCGUGUACAUCGACGCUCGUGUUCGUGUAGGAGCAGGUUCUGCAAGAACUUCUAUUUCUACAGUAGACGUUCACGUCGAGAAGCACGAUCUUUUGUUCGGCCGCAGCUCACGACAUCACUCACUGUCACUCUGUAUACCGGAUGACUCAAGACAAUUGGAGCAAUUGGCUGUAAAAAAGCGACUGCGUAUGUUUUUGAUAGCGCCUUCUGUUGAGCUGCUAUUAGUCUCAUUCGUCUCUCAAUUCUUUGGAAACACAAAUCGAAAUGGAAAAAUUUAAUCACAUACACAUCAAUUAUACUUUACAGGAUCGCAAUUCUGAUCGCGCCCGUCGUCGACCACUCUACUUCACGGAUCCACCUUCGGAUGGGGCAAUCGAUGAGCAGGACACUUCUUCCCAACUCCGUCGAGACGUUGCUGCGCCACCGGCCGCGACACUCCGCGACUCCCAGGGGAGUCUGCUCGACGAAAAUGAAGUUCCCUUUGGGCGGAAAUUUCCGGUCAGCGCCUCUGCUGAAUUUGUAGCAAGAAGACCAACUUCUACAACUACGGGGGUUGCGGCGAGAGCAAUCGCGCCAAAUCUCGUGGCGGAUGAAAUUGAAGACGACCGCACUAGAAGUGCCGUGGAACCUAUCCCGUUCUUGAAUACUGUACUACAAAAAGACAGCAAGCACCGUGGUGCCCCAGCUGUUGUAGCGCCAGCACCUACAAGGGGCGGCAGUUCGGGCUCAGGAUCAUCUUCGUCUGUUGCGUCGUCACCUGAACAGGACCAGCAACUCGACGAAAUAGACACGCAAGGCGCAAAGUCGAGAAAAAUCGAGUUUCAGUCUUCUUUCUCCACCGCGUACAACUUGAGUCCAACCUCCAACGCGAAACGAGUCGUGCACUUCGGCGAAAAUGAGGACAAGAAUGAUCGUGGGGAAUUCCGAAGAGAAAAAGACAUCGAUAAGAAAAGCGAAAGUCAACGAAGUGCAGACAGUGACGCCCAGCUCCAAGAGAGCAAGAAUUUCGAUUAUCUACUUCAACAAGAACGCGAGGACGAUAAUGUCAAUGCUUCAUCUGUCGUAGGUCACUAUGCAAGUGCUGCGACAACACCACACUCAAGGGGAAAACGGACCUCUCCUCUGCUGUCCACGCCGAGCAUGCAGAACACUUCCCCCGGGGACGACGAGGCGGGAACCGCUGCAGUCUAUCGGACUCGCCCCACCAAAAUCAGCCAAAACGUCUCUACUGUGGUGCCUCCUACCAAACAUAGUGCUUCAACGACGAAGAGCUCAAUUGAGAAAAAAAAUACAGAUCCUGCUAGGCAGAAAGAAACAUCAACGCUGACAAGGCUUGCACACAGGGUCUCGCCAUCGAGGAGAGCAAGUAGGAUAAACUUUACAACCGCGAGCGCGACGUCACCGGGUGGUGCCUCAGUAGCAAACUCACACGCUCGAACUCCCGGGAAAAACAGUCUGAGGCAACCAGAGUGGCGCACUAAAUGAAUCAAUUUUCAGGUCAAGGUACUGCACGUCAAGGUACUAUUACAUGUAAGAUUCAUCUCAUCUUGACAAGCACAAAUUUUUAAGAAGCUUUGUUCGUUUCGGUAGUACUGAUUUUUGUUUUACGUUUCGCACGACUGACAUCACCCACUCAGUCUCACGUGCCAGGUUCUCCAGCGGUGGUCCCUAUUUCUAUCUAUCGAGUCAGUGAAUGAGCAAUAUGUUGAGAACGAAUGCGCAAGAACGCGCGCCUUGUGUCUUGCCCGAAAAUGGCACCGAAACAGGUGAAUGCUUUGCUUUUCCAAGAAGAAGAACAACAAGAGAAACACGACUGCACGAGGAAGAAACAAGACGAAGGUUUCGCACACAGAUGCGAAACUGAAACAGAAUAUCGAAUCAAAAGCUUGAAUGUUGAGUGGUGAGUUUUCAAAAGCGACCCGCACCACCUGUUAUUUCCAGAUCUUGUUCGUGACAUUUGACGUUGCAGAG